GAGGAGGCAGCAGCUGCAGCAGCAGCUGCUGCCACCGCUGCUGCGGAUGCCGCUGCUGCAGGCGGAGGAGGGGGCGGUGAGGAGGCGCCCCAGGCGCAGCCCCAGGUGCAGGGCUCCGGCAGCCGCAAGUGGUUGCGCACCCCCCCCUGGCUGUCCGGGGGGCAGCUGCACCCCUACCAGCUGGAGGGACUCAACUGGCUGUUCCACAAGUACGGCAGCGGCGAGAACGUGAUACUGGCGGACGAGAUGGGGCUGGGGAAGACGGUGCAGACCAUUGCCUUCCUCGCCGCGCUUCACUCCCAGUGCUGCGAGCUGCCGCACCUGGUGGUGGUGCCGCUCAGCACCAUGCGCAACUGGGAGCGCGAGUUCGCUGCGUGGGCGCCGCAGCUCAACGUGGUGGCGCUGGCGGGGAAUGCGGAGGCGCGGGGGAUCAUCCUAGAGUACGAGCUCUUCGUGCCCCAGCAGCAGCAGCAGCCCCCCUCCACCAAACCAGGCAGCAAGAGGACCUCCGCUGCCGCCGCCGCCUCCGCAGAGGAGGAGGGCACCGCUGCAGCCACCACCGCCACCACCCCCGGCCGCAAGCAGCCCUCUGCCUCCUCCUCCGCUGCCCCCCAGCGCUGCAGCCCGCAGGAGCGAGCCAAGUUCCACGUGCUGCUGACCAGCUACGAGAUGCUGGCGCUGGAGGCGGGGCCGCUGGGGCGGGGGCUCAAGUACGGGGUGCUGGUGGUGGAUGAGGGUCACCGCCUGAAGAACAAGGACUCCAAGCUCUUCCACCUGCUCACGCAGUUCGACGUGCGCCACAAGCUGCUGCUGACCGGCACGCCCCUGCAGAACCACCUGGGCGAGCUCUUCAUGCUGCUGCACUUCCUGCAGCCCGACAAGUUCCCCUCGCGAGCCGCAUUCGAGCAGCGCUUCAGCAACCUCUCGCACAACGAGGAGGUGGCGGCGCUGCACGCGCUGCUGCAGCCCCACAUGUUGCGGCGACUCAAGCGCGACGUGAUGCAGCAGCUGCCGCCCAAGAUGGAGCAGCUGGUGCGAGUGGAGCUCAGCCCGCAGCAGCGGGAAAUAUACAAAUCGCUGCUGCUGCGCCACUCCUCGGUGCUGGCGGGCCACCGCGCCGCAGUGGCCGCCGCGGGGGGCGCCACCACCGCGCUCAAGAACCUGAUGAUGGAGCUGCGCAAGACCUGCAACCACCCCUGGCUGGUGGACCCGGGGCUGGCGGACGCGGCAGGCCCCCCCGGCUCCUCCCUGCCCUCCCUGAUCUCCCACAGCGGCAAGCUGGCGCUGGUGGACAAGAUGGCGGGGCGGCUGAGGCAGGCGGGGCACCGGCUCAUCAUCUUCUCACAGUUCACCCGCACGCUGGACCUGCUUGAGGAGUGGCUGCUGGGCCGGGGGCUGGGCUACCUGCGCAUAGACGGCACGGUGGCGGGCGCCGAGCGGCAGAAGCGCAUCGACCGCUUCAACGCGCAGCCCGACGCCUACUUCGCCUUCCUGCUGUCCACCCGGGCCGGCGGGCUGGGCAUCAACCUGGCCACCGCGGACACCGUCAUCAUAUUCGACAGCGACUGGAACCCGCACAACGACCUGCAGGCCCAGGCUCGCGCCCACCGUCUGGGUCAGGACAAGCCCGUCAUGAUUUACAGGCUUGUCACCCGUCAGACCAUCGAGGAGC
This is a messenger RNA of Astrephomene gubernaculifera, 1672 nucleotides long. The record is from the annotation of a GenBank genome assembly. Lineage: Eukaryota; Viridiplantae; Chlorophyta; Chlorophyceae; Chlamydomonadales; Astrephomenaceae.